AUGCAAAGACUGGUCGAGCCCAUUGUGUCGCAGGCUAUCAACAUGUUCACCUCUGCAUAUGCCGGCGGUCUUUACUUCGAUUAUGUCCCAGUCAUUUAUUCCAAACAAACACACUCUCAAUCGCUGGAGUCAAGCUUUAAAGCUGUAGCUUUGGCAUAUAUGGCUAGCGAAACAAGAAAUAAAGAAGCUUUACGGCUUGCUCGACAGGCGUACGGCGAGGCUCUGUCCCAAACAAAUGCCUCUUUACAAGACACUCAAGUGGCCACAACAUUGGAGACGUUGAGCUCUGUCUUGUUACUAUCCUUGUUCGCUGUCAUAUCAGCAAAUUCUGCCGGAGAGAUCCAGGGGGCCUGGACCAACCAUGUUCAGGGGGCUUUUGCAAUUUUAUCUCAGACACCACCAGAAACUUUCAACAGCCGCCCGGGUCAGGAUAUCCUCAGUCACAUAACUUCUCUUGUACAAAUCGACUGCAUACAACGAGAGGUUCCAUUUCCUCCACAACUGCGGUCGCUUUAUUCAGCAUCCUGGUUGAAUCAAGGCCCCCAGGAGCAAUUUUGGGCUGUGGUGGAGCAGGUCGCAGAUGUCAACUCACGAAUCAAUGAGCAGGAUAUAUCUUACCUUUACCUAUCAAAGUUAUGGAGUAUAGAUUCAAAGAUACAAUCCUUACUCAGCUCUAUGCCAGAUGCCUAUGGUGGUAGCUUCGCCUUCGAAGCCACCAUGAGUCAAGAAUGGACCCGCGGAACUGAGGAUCUUGACACCGCUAUUCCGUUUCAUAAGUUUACUCAUUUCCGGUGUGCCCAGACUUGGAAUAUCUUGCGAAUGCUACGAUUGUUCAAUUUGAAUCUCAUUCUGUCUGCCACGGAUCUUUAUCUGGAACAAAGGCCGAAUAUCUCUCAAGAUAUCAUGGAGUCCUUAAAAUUUUCGAUCUCGAAUCACCGCCACGUGUCUCGACAGACCGUGGUAGACAUAUGUGCCACUAUUCCGGAUAUUCUAAGAUCAAAUAGUCAAGCAAUAGAAAGGUGCUCGCACGUGCAGAACUCUACAUGGGCACGUUCUCUAUUGUGGCCUCUGUGCAUUGCCCGGGAAUCCGUGGGGUGCACGCAGAAGUUGAGGGAAUAUAUAGAUGGGCAGAUCCAAACCAUCCAAGCAGCGACCGGUUUACCUGUCUUGAUAAACAAAAAAAGCCUGAGCUCAUCUUCCGAGCCUACCGCAUUGAUAAAAUGGUGA
Molecule: messenger RNA, 1227 nt
Organism: Penicillium macrosclerotiorum
Lineage: Eukaryota; Fungi; Ascomycota; Eurotiomycetes; Eurotiales; Aspergillaceae
Exons: 1
Coding region: 1-1227 (408 amino acids)
Source: RefSeq, a predicted model, not a curated record